AUGAACGAGUUUUCAUCAGUCGACGAUCCCAAAAUUGAGGCGAUGGCCAGCAAGGUUCUGAGUGAGACAUUACUCACUGAUGGAGACAGAACUCGUGCCUGGGCAGUGAAAGCAGUGAAAAAUAUCAGCAGACAAGCAAAGAAAAACAACUGUUUUGAUGUGUUCUUCGAUGCAGUUAUACAUGAAAAUCCUGGAACCAGAUGCUGUAAAGCACGUAAUGACAAAAUAGCAGGAGCAAACGGAAGGCUCAUUAUUCUCAUUCUGAGAUGUUUCCGGUUCUCACAUGUGCGAUACGACUCUCAGAUCAAAUCGAUGGGCUCUUGUCGGUAUCAAUUCGAUUCAUCGAAUCGAACGAUCUGCAUGAAUCCAUGGCAUUACAAACUUACUGAGUUGCCGAAAAAACCAGUUGCACCGAUUGUUGUGAAUAAGAAUUUGGAUUACGGAGAGCCACCGGUUCGGAUGGAUGAUCCAUUUGAGCAUGGUGGCAUAGUCUGGGAGCAGGGGCGUUCCUCGGAGGAGGUGGAGGAUAUGACAUGGAUGAACAUUCCGAAUGUGACGAUAGAAGGAGAUGAAAUCAAGAAUCUCUACGACCGCCAUGCUCUUGAAGCAGUCCAAGAGCCAGGAACUUAUGCGGAGUUUAAUACUCCAACAUCAUCGAAUGCACCCAAUGGAGGACCCACAAUAUCUUCGAACGGCACUUAUCCAAAUUUCCAGUCACCUGUUCAAUCCCCUGUAGAAUCACCUGCUCAAUUCAACCAACAGAAUGGAGAGCAAAUGGUUGAAGAGGAAUUAAAUUACCGAUCUGGAAUGUCUUCGCCAGCUAGCCAUUAUGGGUCGCCAAGAAUGUAUCCCGGAAAUGGCGUCGGAACUGUCGAUGAAGAAAUGAUGGAGGACAGUGAACGAGAGUUGGCUAGUCUAAACAGGAAUUUCCCCCGGAAUGGAAAUGGACGGAUAAUGGUACCAACUUAUCCAAAUGGUCGUCCCAUCACUCCAAUCGAACAUGGUGGAAUGUUCCGUGGAUCAAUUGCGGAACUCGGAGAAUUGGCGAGACGCGGAGUGUAUGAGUGUGUUGAAUACGAAGAGAGAGCCAAUUGGCUUGGAUUGGGAUAUUAUGAAGAGGGUCUGCACAUCGGAGAGCCAGGAAGUUUCCGCGCACAAAAUGUGUUGAUUGAUGGAUUCACGUCAACUGAGAUGAAGUCAACGAACCGCUUUUCCGUUGGCUUCUACACCAAUCCAAAACGAUCAGUAGCCACAUCUGAAGUACGAAGUUUGAUAGGAAGAGGAGUUCGUUUAUAUCUGCUUGGCGGAGAAUGUUAUGCCGAGAAUCUAUGCAAUGUGCCCGUUUUUAUUCAGUCGAUCAGUGCAAAUCUGAAGAAUAAUUUCCCAAUGAAUACAGUGUCAAAGCUUCCACCGAAUGGAACAAUGAAGCUGUUCGAUAUGUACCAAUUCUCGAAACAACUCGCCUUGGCAGCGGAGAGAACUUAUAACGAUGUCCACUCUCUCAGCCGAAUGUGCACUAUCCGUAUGUCAUUCGUCAAAGGAUGGGGAGAAGCAUAUCGUCGGAAAUCAGUGAUUCAUUCUCCAGUCUGGGUUCAAAUUCAACUAAACAAUCCAAUGCAGUGGAUUGAUAGUGUGCUCACUUGCAUGGGAGCUCCGCCAAGACAGUGCUCAUCGAGAACAUAA
Molecule: messenger RNA, 1683 nt
Organism: Caenorhabditis remanei
Lineage: Eukaryota; Metazoa; Nematoda; Chromadorea; Rhabditida; Rhabditidae
Exons: 6
Coding region: 1-1683 (560 amino acids)
Biological process (GO): BMP signaling pathway; regulation of transcription by RNA polymerase II; SMAD protein signal transduction
Cellular component (GO): heteromeric SMAD protein complex
Molecular function (GO): RNA polymerase II cis-regulatory region sequence-specific DNA binding; DNA-binding transcription factor activity, RNA polymerase II-specific; I-SMAD binding
Source: RefSeq, a predicted model, not a curated record